Messenger RNA from Durusdinium trenchii, 986 nucleotides. The record is from the annotation of a GenBank genome assembly. Lineage: Eukaryota; Dinophyceae; Suessiales; Symbiodiniaceae.
AGGGAAACAUCCACGAAACAAACACACGUCGAGCUGAGCAGCGCAGACCCCGGAGAUCAUGGCGCGUGGUAUCAUCAAGCACUUGAAGCGCAUGUAUGCGCCCAAGCACUGGAUGCUGGACAAGUUGAGGGGACGAUGGGCGCCCAAGCCCAAUGCUGGUCCUCAUAAGCUCAGGGAGUGCUUGCCUCUCAUCGUGAUGCUGCGACAGAGGCUGAAAUAUGCCCUCACCUACCGUGAGGUGAAGAUGAUUGUCAUGCAGCGUCUGAUCAAGGUAGAUGGGAAGGUGCGAUGCGACAUGUUUUACCCCGCCGGCUUCAUGGAUGUCAUCCAGAUUGAUAAGACCAAGGAGAACUUCCGCCUCCUCUACAACACCAAGGGCAGGUUUGUGCUGCACAAGGUGGCAAAGGAGGAGGCCAACUACAAGCUUUGCCGCGUGAAGCGCGUCACCCGUGGUCCCAAGGGCGUGCCUUACGCCGUGACCCACGACGGCCGCACCUUGCGGUACCCGGAUCCGGACAUCAAGGCCCACGACACCUUGCGGUUGGACCUGGAGACCGGAAAGAUCCUGGACCAUGUGAAGUUUGAGACUGGAAAUCUGGUGAUGAUCAGCGGUGGAAACAACAUUGGCCGAGUGGGCACCAUCACCCACGAGGAGAAGCAUCCAGGGUCCUUCGAGAUGGUGCACAUCAAGGACUCAGCCGGACACCAAUUCAACACUCGUUUGGAGAACGUCUUUGUCAUCGGCCAGGGGAACAAGCCUUGGAUCUCUUUGCCCAAGGGCAAUGGCGUGAAGCUCAGCAUCGUGGAGGACCGGACUGCAAGGAUGAGUGGCAAGUGAGAAGACUAAGGCGACAUCGACGUGAUUGCCGUGGAUGAAAAAGCAUCAAGUUGCGGCGCCAUUGGGGUGGAGAGAUCUCAGAUUUGGCCAGCGCAAAGACCUCCAACAGUUUUUCAGUCCUGCUUGACUGGAUGACACUACUUUAACA